GUGCCUUUCGCCCAACCUCACCGCCACUGCCGCCUCCGUGGGUGGCAUCGCGGUGGCAGAGGUCGGCGGCGCCAUCGGCGGAGCUGUCGUGGGCGCCGCGGUCCGCGCGGGCCUGGCCGCCGCGGGCUCCACGUGCUCGGCGGCGGCGGGCGUGGCUGGCCAGGUGCUCGGCGCCGCGGCGCAGCAGGCCGCCAGCGUCGCCGUGACCGCCGCGGCACCCGCGGCGGCGCAGCAGCCCUUGGGCUGGACGGUCAGGGCCGCCGGGGCGGUGGGCAGCGUAGCCUUCGACACCGCCCGCGUGACGGCUGGCGCGUCCUUGGACGUCGCGUCGCAGGUUGCCGGGGCCGUGACCUCCAGCGUGGCCGCCUCGACGUUCUCGUUCGCUGGCCGCCACGCCAUCUCUGGCACGGCCUACGCGGCGCAAAGCGCGUGGGGCCUGGUGAGAAGCGCGAUUUCCCCCGAAGAGCAUCGGGAGGCGGGCCUGGCGGAGGCAGCUCCUGCGCCAGCGGCCUCUGAGAGGCCAGACUGA
Messenger RNA from Prorocentrum cordatum, 529 nucleotides. Lineage: Eukaryota; Dinophyceae; Prorocentrales; Prorocentraceae. The record is from the annotation of a GenBank genome assembly.